AUGGAGAUGAUCAUUUGUGGUGCUGAUGAUGCUGCCACCACUACUACUGAUGAUAAUGGCAAAGGUGAUGAUCAUGAUGCCAAAAAUAGUGAUGGUGAUUGUCAUGAUGCUGGUGAUGGAGUAAAGUAUAAUGCUCAACGCCACCGAAACGACUGUCCAACAGGCAGCAGCCAGGAUGGCAAAGUGACGGGGCAUAAAGCCGGAGCGUUGGCAAGGGUGGCUCCCCAGGGCUCCCCAGGCCCAGGGGCACGGAGCCAGGAGCAGCAGCUAAAUGGCCUGGUGCUUCUGGUGAGAGACCAGGCAAAGCCUGGGCCAGAGGGUGGCCGCGUCCAGCUCCGGCAGCGCCGGAGGAGGCUUCUCAUCAAGAAGACACCCAUUGUCAUUGCUCUAAACAGCUCCACCGUCACCCUGGCUCAGCUGGGCCCCCAGGAAGGGGGAGCCCCCGAGGGUCACUGGCGCCGCCUCUACCAGGUGCAGCAUGAGCGAAAGAGGAUCAUGAGAGACACGUGCGCCAAAUACAAGAGCAACAGUCGCAGGGUCGUCACGCCCUACCACGUGUCCCGCAUCUUUGUGGAGGACAAAUCCCGAGUCUUGUACUGCGAGGUGCCAAAGGCUGGCUGCUCCAACUGGAAACGGGUCCUGAUGGUCCUCAGCGGGCUGGCCUCUUCCACCAGGGACAUCCAGCACAACACCGUCCACUAUGGCAACACUCUGAAGAGGCUGGACGGCUUCGACCGCCAGGGCAUUUCCCACCGCCUCAACACCUACACCAAGAUGCUGUUCAUCCGGGAACCCUUUGAGAGGCUGGUCUCUGCUUUCCGAGACAAAUUUGAGCACCCCAAUAGCUACUAUCACCCAGUUUUUGGCAAGGCCAUUCUUGCCCGGUACCGGAUGAAUGCCACCCGGGAGGCUCUAAGGACGGGCUCGGGGGUGAGGUUCUCCGAGUUCAUCCAGUACCUGCUGGAUGUGCAUCGGCCGGUGGGCAUGGACAUUCACUGGGACCAUGUCAAUAGACUGUGCAGCCCUUGUCUCAUUGACUAUGACUUUGUGGGCAAGUUUGAGAGCAUGGAGGAAGAUGCCAACUUCUUCCUGCGCCUCAUCGGUGCCCCCCAGAACCUGACCUUCCCCAGGUUCAAAGACAGGCAUUCAAACGAGGAGCGGACGACCACGAGGAUCGCCCACCACUACUUUGCCCAGCUGUCGCCCCUACAGAGACAGCGCACCUAUGACUUUUACUACAUGGAUUACUUGAUGUUCAACUACUCCAAGCCCUUCGAUGACCUGUAUUGACGGCUGAGGUGGAAGGGCAAAGGGUCUGGGUUGGACCUGCUUCAGGGGCAGGGUCUGGGUCUCAUGUAGGACCUGGUCUGGAAGGACUAUGUUUCUUCAUUCUGGGAGCUGGCAUUCCCAGAAACACUCUUUGUAUUCCCUCAUUCUGGGAGCUGGUGUUUCCCAGAACACCUGCCCUUCCCAGAAAGACUUGUCUAUGGAGACUGUGUCCAAGACAGAAAGAUUGUGGGAGCUCUAGUUCCCUUUCAGACAUCGGUGCCGUGGCUAUAUUCAUCUGUGAACUAAGUGAUAGCAGCAGAAGUUUGUGAGUAAGCACAUCAGGGAGCCAUGCAGGGCAGGGAACUCAGCCCCUGUUUUUGUCUAAGGCUAACAGUGAAGCCCCUGGAGUGCAGUUUGGGUUUGAGGUAGCAGUUGUAAAGGCACAGCCCCAUGGUGUCCCGACCAGCUGGGUUCUUGGAGAGCUCAAGGAACCAUGAGCCAGAGGGGUCUGAGACUGGAGGAAUCGGAGGCUGAGGCUCUGCAGGUGGGGAGGUGGGGAGGGAAUUCUCAGAUCCCAUAUUCCGUUUUCCUUUGGCUCUGCAGGCAGAGAUCCCUGUGGAAUUGGGUUCUCA
This is a messenger RNA of Gracilinanus agilis (Agile Gracile Mouse Opossum), 1901 nucleotides long. It is a transcript of the gene CHST8, whose product is annotated as carbohydrate sulfotransferase 8. The record is from RefSeq and is a predicted model, not a curated record. The coding region runs from base 1 to 1290 and encodes 429 amino acids. Gene Ontology annotation, molecular function: sulfotransferase activity. The transcript is spliced from 3 exons. NCBI's taxonomy places the organism in Eukaryota, Metazoa, Chordata, Mammalia, Didelphimorphia, Didelphidae. Gene Ontology annotation, biological process: proteoglycan biosynthetic process; carbohydrate biosynthetic process. Gene Ontology annotation, cellular component: membrane.